AUGGCGCCGUUGAUGGAUGCCACUGGUACACUGGAAUCCGUUGCCUUGAAGAUGAAGAGGCUGGGUGGCCGAGUGAUCUCCGUUGGGAAGUUGGAUCACUUGGAUCUGAACUUUGAGGAUUUGAUGCCCAGAGAGAUCUUGUUGGUGACCACCGAGCUAGGAGACCUGGUGGAGGCUUCACAGCAUGGUGCUGAUGUGCUGCUGCUCUUUGGGUCAAGGGCCCAACAACAACUCCGCGCUUGGACGGAGGUGGAGGCGCGGCAGCAGGCGCAACGACGGAAGACCAUGUCGGUGUCGGAGCGGGUGGCAGAAGACUCUCCACGAAUGAUGGCGGCUGCCAACAAUCCCUUCCUGUCGGUUUUCCAGUUGCCAAGCCUCCUUGCAGAGGCCACCGCGCGGAACCGGAAGCACCGGGAGCAACGCCAAGCGGCCCGGGCUGCUCCCAUGGCCCCUCGGGCUGCAGAAGCUGCGGGAUCACCUCCCACAGCGGAGCCGCUGGCGGAACCGAAGCCCGUGGCCGAUGGAGAGAUGUUCGAGGUGUUGGAGCGUUGGUGUAAAGCCACGAGGGUACAGCCUCCCGUCGCGCUAAUGCCAUCGGCUCUCUUCUGGGAGGGCCCCGAGGAGCUUCCACUGACUCAGCGAUCCAAGAGUCAAAGCACUCCAACUCCGCCGAAGCGGGCGCCUCAGGUGUCCGAGGAGGUGGCUCCAGAACCUGAAUCGCUGGAGAACUUGCUGGCACAGAUGGAAGAAAUGGAUGUGUGCAGACGUGCUUUUUUGGGACUUGUCUUGUUUGUAGCAAUGGAAGCGAGUGGCAAAGGCAUUGAUUCAAGGAAAUUCUGGCAUUCCUAUGAAGAGAUAUCCACUCAGGCAGUGUCAGAGACAACCGCAGAAUGGAAGGCUCUUGCCCUAUACUUUGAUGGGAAAGUGCCAGAGGAUUGCAAGCUGCAAUCCAUUCAGAGAGUUGAAAACCCCACUUUGUGGGCUUUAUACGACACUCAUCUCCAAGCUGUGAAUGAAGGUUUUCCGGGUCAAGCGGAGAUGUGGCUGUGGCAUGGUGCAGACGAUGUGCGCCAGAUCAUCGAGGGUGGGUUCAAGACAGCGUAUUCCAAUCGAACCUUUAAUGUCUAUGGGGUCGGACAUUAUUUUGCUGUAGACCCAAGGAUGGCCAAUCACUUCGUUCGCGCUCGCCGAGACAUGCCAGGCUCGGUGAAGGACAUCCUCCUGUGUCGUGUUGCAGCUGGAAUUUGCAAGACGAAGGACCCCAUCAAGUUGCAUGUGGACAACUGCCACACGAAAACCAUGGCCUGCAAAUUCUGGGCAUGUCGUGAGCUGCGGGCGAAGCUGUUGAGGAUGCCUGAGAACUAA
Durusdinium trenchii is the source of this 1365-nucleotide messenger RNA. The record is from the annotation of a GenBank genome assembly. NCBI's taxonomy places the organism in Eukaryota, Dinophyceae, Suessiales, Symbiodiniaceae.